Cydia strobilella is the source of this 860-nucleotide messenger RNA. Its product is annotated as tubulin polyglutamylase complex subunit 2. The record is from RefSeq and is a predicted model, not a curated record. Gene Ontology annotation, biological process: protein polyglutamylation. The transcript is spliced from 5 exons. NCBI's taxonomy places the organism in Eukaryota, Metazoa, Arthropoda, Insecta, Lepidoptera, Tortricidae. Bases 71 to 826 code for a protein of 251 amino acids.
UCAUUCACUCUGUAAAUACAAUGUAUUGUUCGAAAUAGAUCAUAAUUACAGUUACUCAAUUUGUAACAAAAUGAGUUUUUGUGUGGAUCUAGUCUCAGAAGAUUCUUUUUAUGAAAAUAUUACUUUGGGUGUAACUAAACUUUUAGAGUCCGACCCUCGAAUUUGCAAUGUGAAUGUGGAACGCCGGAUUCCUUGCGACCGCGUCGCCCUCUCUACUUGGGAGCAAAGACAUUCUGCUGCAUUACCUGAGGAUCUUCGAAAUUUCUAUGCCUCAAGUGAUGGAUUUUUACUUACUUGGCACUACAAGUAUUCAGCUGAUCAGGUACUGCCCGUUGGUUCCAUUCGAGUGAACUCCUUGAACGAACUGAUUCUUUCGCCAGCUUUGAAGGAUCUACUAGACUUCUCUUUUACUCGUCCGAACACUGGGCCACGACCGGUUCUCAACACCAAGAGCAAAGUGUUUGAACUAGAUUCUUGUAGAACAAUCGGCAAGGUAUGCCUGGUGUACACUGGAGGCUCGUGGUCGGUGUGGCUGGGCACUCGUUCUGGUGCGUGGGGUUGGCUGGCGGACUCCUUCACGCAGUACUUCAGGAUGGCGCUGGUGCACCUCGGCCUACCCGGCUGGCAGGCCGCCUUCGCGGGCUUGCCACCAAUACCCUGGGCCGAGCAACUGUUCCUUCUGCUGGCGCCGCAUCUGUUGGAAAAAGUAGACGAAAAGCCAGUGGCUUCAUCGUCGUCCGAGGCCAGCCUGAACCAUAUCGACCCAAACAUCUUCAAAGUCUCCGCGAGGCAGCACAAGAACGCUUCCAGGCAGACCAAUGCUUAGAACCAGGCAAUGGGGUUGGCAACUGUCAAAGGUU